This is a messenger RNA of Fusarium vanettenii 77-13-4, 3669 nucleotides long. RefSeq lists its product as uncharacterized. The record is from RefSeq and is a predicted model, not a curated record. NCBI's taxonomy places the organism in Eukaryota, Fungi, Ascomycota, Sordariomycetes, Hypocreales, Nectriaceae. The transcript is spliced from 2 exons. The coding region runs from base 1 to 3669 and encodes 1222 amino acids.
AUGCCCAGCAUGACGUCGAGCAAGUCCUUCCGGGCCUCCAUCAUACCUGCGUCCUUCUCCAUGCUGCGGUCCAACACUGAUCCUGAGUCGUCGACUCCUUCGUCCUCGGCCUCUUCCACCGCUGGAACUUCGACUUCGACAUCCCACGAUCCCCGCAAGAAAACCUGGCACAAGUCGAAUACCGUCGACCUUUCCCAGCUGCGAGACAAUAGCUCCAAUCCCGGUUCUGCACCCAAUUCCGACAAGCAGGACGCCGUACGACACGACAAAGAGAGCACCUCCAACGCUCAAGCUCACACUCGCUCACCCGAACGGCCCAAGACCCUCACCAAGCGCAGCAGCGGCGGGAACUCCAACAAGUCUGCAACUCUGCCCAAGUCUCAGUCCACAACCAACCUACCACCUGCCAAGCAGUCAAACCGAAAAUCUAGAUUCCGUCUCUCAUCGCUUCUCCCCUUAAUCACGCUGCCUUCGGAAUCCUCACCGGCUUCGCCCAAAAAGAUGCCAGCCAAGCAAGCACCACCACCACCGCCUGUGCCAGCGCCAACAACGGCACCACCUGCACCGCCAACAACAGCACCAGCUGCGGCACCUCCACAACCUGAAGCACAACCACCACCCGUGCCAGUGCCAACGCACUCCGUACCUGCGGCCGUUGCAACCGCCACGGCUCCCGCUCCCGUUGCCGCACCCUCUCCUGCACCCACCAAAUCUUCCUCUCCCACCAACACCUCCACCACCACUAACACGGUGACAACGGCCGCAACGGCUCCCACAACCCUUGACUACAGUCCAUCGUCCAGCACCCCGAGCAUCGUCGAGCCCAAGGCCCACAUGCCCGAAGACCAUCGCCCAGGCUUGGCCAUCACUACCCAGGAUCUGAACCUUACUGGGUUUGGUGGUUCCCCGCCCAGCGAAGUCUCAAUUCCUACACGUGGGAGCGACAGUCUCGAGAUGCCUCAGCCAAGCCCCAACCCCCAGAUCAUGGCCCCGAUCCCGCCAUCACCUGAGAUGCAACGGGCUGUUCUGACUCCUCAGGAACCCAUGGUCCCCCCUCCCCCUCCUCCGACGGCUCCCGUGGAGCACAGUGGAAAGCUGCGCAAGGAGAACCCCGACGCUCGGCGAAGGAGCGGCUCCCUCCAGCACAUUGCGAAUGGCGGCGAGCCUCCCGUGCAGGGCCUUAAGACGCGGACAACAUCACCUGGUCCCGAUCGUGGCCGUCGAUCAUCAUCUGUUCAGUCCCCCACCGUGCGCAACAGCAACAGCAAGAGCCGCGUUGUCUCGACGCCGCUUUCCAUCCGACCCAGCUCAUCCAAGGGCGAUGUUAGCCAGAGCCCGACCCGGGGUCGUCUUCGCCGAAGUUGGCUGCCCGGCGGCGGAAGAUCCCGCUCAAACUCUGUCGAAGUUUCCAACGCAAACGAAUCGAGCGCCUGGGUCCUGUCUGACGACACACGAGCCGAGUACAAUGUCUCGUUGCUCAAGAACGGAGAAAAGGUCCCCGAGCUCUGGAACGAGAGCGGAGCUGUGCUCGUUUACCUGUACCCCAAGGACAGCGGCCACGGACCGGCGUUCAAGGUCCAGGAAUUCACCAUCAGCUCGUCCUACAUCUUUAAUGAACUCAUUCAGACAGAGCGAGAAGCGCCCGCCGGUCGAAGCCGAGCUAGGAGCUUUGGUGGGCGUGAUAGCUUGACUGCCGAAGACGCGGCCCGAUACCUCUCCCCGCCAAACUCGCCGCCCAUCCCUGACGAUGGAUCCGAUGACCUUCGCCUUUAUCUGCCUACCGCCCCGUCUAGCUCCGGGCAGCUCGCGGCGCCUGUCCCCGGUGCGCAGCCGGACCUCGACCGGCUGAUCGGUAUCCGAAAUUUGUUCGCUUUCUUGACCGGACAGCCUCUGGUAGCAACCAAGACGCGACCUACCAACUUCCACGCCUUUCUUCAGAUCGCCGCGCUCCUGGAGGAGUUUGGCUUCGUGAGCUUCGAUGGCGCCACUUUUGGAGAUGCGGUCGACCUCAGCUUCGGCUUCUACAUGGACCAGCACGCUCUUGCGGACUGCAGACACAGCAGGGAAAAGACACUGGAGGCAUUGAUUCUCGGCGAGCGCAUGCGAUCUUCAGACCUUUACAAUGAAGCAUUUGCUCAUGCUGCAGGGAAGUACGCUGCUAUUAUGGAGCUCCGACUGCCCCUGUUCGAGCAGGUUUCGCCCAAGACUCGCGUGAGCCUCGAACGUGCCCAUCUGGACUUGCUCAACCGACAGCACAACGCCAACCAGCACCUGGAAAACUUUGACUUCCCGGCCAUCUUUUCUGGCAUUGCCAACUCGACCUCGAUGGCGGAACUCAGACAUGUGCGCUUCAAGGUGUGGAAGAACUCUUUCAGCAAGAUGCGACACUUUGUCAUGAGCUACUACAAACACACGUUUGGUAACUGGCCCCCCAAGGCCAGCAGCAAGAAGAACCCGUUCGCCGAAAGCGGACUGAACAGACUGGUCCUCAAGGUCCUGUACUCGGAUAUGUGUGCGUUGUAUGACCUGAUUGUGGACCGAACCAACCGCACCUCCAGAGUCAUGGACGAGGUGCCGGCUCUUUCUGAAGAGACUGACAAGAUGAUCAUGUCGGCUCUUCGAAACAUCAUGUCUGAGUUUGAUCGCUCAAAGCCACCCGUCCUCCCGCCCGUUCCUUACGACUGCCCCCAGCUGCCCGUGGCCACAUCGAUUCUGGAGACGUAUGACACGCUUCCUCCCAAGAAGCAGGCCAAAUUCGACAAGAACAUCAAGGAGCACGAGCUCAUCCUCAUCCUCAACAAGGCGUACAACUACGAUACCAACAGCAUCAAGGUCCCCUUCCUGGACAAGUUCAAGGAAUUUGAGUUGCGAGAGGCCCGAGGUAAGACGCCACUGGACUUUGCUGAUCAACGCAUUGGCUACUGGCUCUUCCUCUAUACGGUGAUUCAGUCGCUGCCUGUCCUUGUGGUGGACGCCCCAGGCAUGCAGUUUACCGAGGGGGUUGAGUACUUCCUUUGCGAGCCUCCCAUGGGUAACCCCCCGUGGAUUGGAGACCAGCAGGUCAAGAAGAUGUGGUAUGAGGUGGCUGGAGGAGGUGGCCUGGUGGAGUUGUCUACCGACGCGGUCCUCUUUAGUGUGGAAGCCACCUACCACCGAAGUCACUGCUGGCUUGCUGCUGCGCAGUGGGAUGAGAACGGCGGUUCAGCGCUUCCUGUACAGGCCACGGAACCGCCUCUGUCACCGCUCGAGCCUCCUCGCUCCAUGUUCUUGGACGGCGAUGACUUUGUUCCCACCCCGCCCCCAUCUUUUGGCGGACUGAACACUCCUCCCUCGCCCAUGGGUAGCCCUCAGGCUGCCUUGCGACCCCGAACACACUCCCCAAGCGGAAGCCGAGCCAACCAGGCCUGGCGAUCCAGCAUUGCCCUUGGUCUUGAGCCGGUGCCUCUCCAGCCCCCGAGCCCCUUUGGAGAGCGUAGUAGCUCCCUGGGAGGACGACCUGCCAGUGUCAUGCUCGGCUCAAGAAGCCAGUCUGUCGGCAACCUGACCGCCUUGGGUAACGCUCAUGGCUCCCAACAGGAGUCUCCUCCUCCGGAACCAUCUGGAGCCACCUUUGACGACAUCUUGGGUAACGAAGGCAAGAAGCCAAAGAAGAAGAAGGGAUUUUUCUAA